Molecule: messenger RNA, 1222 nt
Organism: Saccostrea echinata
Lineage: Eukaryota; Metazoa; Mollusca; Bivalvia; Ostreida; Ostreidae
Exons: 6
Coding region: 130-891 (253 amino acids)
Source: RefSeq, a predicted model, not a curated record
GCGGAGACAGCUGAAAUGUUAUGUAAAUUGUAGAAAAUGACUUACUGAGGCAUGUGUGUUUGAUAUAUUUCAAUAAAUUUACGAAUUAACAAUACAGAAAGAAGGAUGUAGUGGGAUGACUGUAUUAGCAUGUUAUCCUACUCAGUCCAGUGUUUCUUCAUAAGGAACUUUCCAAGAAGUUUUCAAUUCAUUCAUCAAAGACCAAAGGGAGGAGUUCAAAGGAACUUCUCACAUUUUGGAUCACACUAUGAUAUAUUAGGAGUCAGCAGAGAUGCUUCUUUGAAAGAAAUAAAGUCAGCAUAUAUUUCAUUGUGUAAGAAGUUCCAUCCAGACUCAAAUCCAGACAAUGCUGAAGCACAGAGUAACUUUGUGAGGUUAAACGAGGCCUACACUCUCCUUAGCGACCCCAAGAAGAGGUCGGAAUAUGAUGAAACUAUUGGGGUUCGGCAGUGGGACACACCCGAUACAAAACGGAAGGCUCCCGAUUUCAGCCACCAUGACUUAAUUUGGGAAAUGAAUCACAGGUUUGACAAGCAGAAAGAUAUGACUGAGGAACAGAUUUUAGAUCAGAGACUGAAAGAACAACAAGAACGGUACGAGAAAUGGUAUAAAGAGUACCUCAUUAAAAAGGAAAAACAAAAGUCUGACUGGAGAGCACCACCCCCCACAGAGGAGGAGAAUGAGGUCAGGGAAACAGCAUCCGAGUACAAAGAAGCCUUCCACAGAGAGGGAGCUAAACACCUGAAAGAGGAGGAAUUCUCAUGGCCAGUGUGGUUUGGGCUUUUACUUCAUGGCUCUGCACAGCUUGGAAUCUUCCUUGUCUGCAUGUAUGGGAUGUAUAGAAUGGGACAGGAGACUGGUUAUAUAGAAAAGAAGAAAAAAUCUGACUAGUAUCUAUUAAUUAAAAGAUUAGUCUAUUAUGUUAUGGUGACUGUUGGGUGGAAAAUCCUAAAUGAUCAUGCCAAGAGCUGGAUUAUCCUAUAGCUGUGAUGUGAUUUUUCUUAUAGCUAUUAGCCACUUGUGUGGAUGUUUGAGGCAUUGGUAUGAGUGAGCAUAGAUGAUAAUGCAAUGAAAAACAAAGACAUUAAUUUAUUUGCUUUAUUAUUUUUUUUUUUAAUAAAUAUGCAAAUACAAAAUAAGAUGAUGUUUUUUAAUGACAAUGUUAAUUUUAUUCCACAGUAUGCUUUUUCUGGUAAUAAAAAUGAAUUUUUUAAAACCAAAA